Messenger RNA from Salvelinus fontinalis (brook trout), 7577 nucleotides. RefSeq names its product epithelial membrane protein 3a (gene emp3a). The record is from RefSeq and is a predicted model, not a curated record. The coding region runs from base 5500 to 5997 and encodes 165 amino acids. NCBI's taxonomy places the organism in Eukaryota, Metazoa, Chordata, Actinopteri, Salmoniformes, Salmonidae. The transcript is spliced from 4 exons. Gene Ontology annotation, cellular component: plasma membrane.
AGCUAUUAGUACCGGUAAUGGUAUAGUCAUUCAUGUGUUAUUGCCAGCUAGUGGUGCUUUAGUUUAAGCCUUUUAUGUGUAAUAACCUGUUACAGUGAUGUCAUAUAGUUUAUAUUGUCAUGCAAUGUGUAACGGCUUUCCUCCUCCUCUUCAUACGAAAAGGAGGAGUGGUGAUUCGACCAAGACGCAGCGUUGUAACUUGACAUUAUAUUUAUUAAACAAAACCAAAACUAACAGGAAGAACACUUGAAUAGAUACAAAACAACAAACGACGUAGACUGACCUGAACGUAAGAACUUACAUGAAACAGGAAGAAUGCACGAACAGGGAAAAAACAGACUACACAAAAACCGAACGAACAAACAAACCGAAAACAGCCCCAUGUGGCUAACAUACAGACACUGACACAGGAGACAACCACCCACAACAAACAGUGUGAAAACACCUACCUUAAUAUGACUCUCAAUCAGAGGAAAUGAAAACCACCUGCCUCUAAUUGAGAGCCAUAUCAGGUCACCCAUUAAACCAACAUAGAAACAGAAAACAUAGACUGCCCACCCAAACUCACGUCCUGACCAACUAACACAUACAAAAACUAAUAGAAAACAGGUCAAGAACGUGACACAAUGUCAUUGUAUAAUAGCUGUAUAUCAUUCCUGAUAUUGAUGGCACUUUUGUUAUCUGCUUCCUCCUAUAGGAAAACCACACACGCACACAUCCACAUCCACACACGCCUUCACACCCAAGUGUGCCUUGUGUCAAGCCGUAGCUCUGUACAUGCUGUGCUGCCUUCAUACGGUGCUGUUAUAUACUGUCUAUCUUCAAGUAAACUGCAAGUCAACUAUUCACUGUGUCUUCCCAUCAGUGCAUCCUGACCGAGGCCCGGAUGCAAGCACACCCAUUCCAAACCAGCAACCUAAGAAUAAUACACCUUUAUCCCUCCACUACAUUGUGGUCCGUUCAAGCCGGGUAAAAGUGUUUACUCCCAGAUCAAGAUGCAGCGAGUUACCGGUGAAGCCUGGACCUGGUCUGAUCAUCCACGGCGCCACGCCUAACCUUGUCCUAGUUGUAGUAGCACAGCACAGUAUGCACAGUAUGCACAGUAUGCACAGUAUGCACAAUAUUCACAUGGGAAAGAAGACGACCUUCAGCCUCUUAUUGAGGGAGCUGCCAAGACAACACUCCUCACUCCACCCAGUCCCUUCCUCUCCAACCAGGCCAGAUGGGACACAACUCCAGAUGAGUGGGAGACCUUCAGAGAGUAGAGGUCUGUCCCAGACUCCCAUCUGAGCCACGAGGACAGAAGUAUAGUCUCACUCAGCUACGUGAGCAACAAGAAGAGAGCUCAUACCCCAGUCCAUAGCUACACUCUCUCUCACUCAGCCAGCCUCUACAGAGCACUCAUCCUGAGGCAUCUCUGCAGCAGAGAGAGUUCUGCCGACCACCACGGCCCGCAUCAGAUCCUGCUGAGCAUGCGUAGCCAUCACCCAAUGAAGAUGAUAAGGCUUGUGAUGGACAGUAUGACAACUGUGAGUUGACUGACCCUCCACCGUGGCCUCCAGCAUGUGAUGAGUCACUACUGCCGCGUCAUCAGAGUGACACUCCAAGCCUACAGUGCAGCUACCAAGAGCCUCCUCCAGCAGCAGCUGAGUUCUCUCAGUCCCGGCACUCACCACACCUGUCUGAAAGCUAUUCCUCCACUAGUGGUCCAGCUAAGAGAUAUACUGUACUUACCUAAAAGCUCCCAGACACUUCCAGUGUGGAGAACCAGCCCGCUGACGGUGCCAGGGUGUAUCUACCUGUCCCUGCCACUGGUUCUCAUGUUGCCCUCAGCAUGGCUAUCCAUCCUGUUCCUGACAAGGUGUUCCAGUCUGCCCCCGCUGGGGACUCGUCAGCCAACAGUAGCCUGCAGCCAGCCGCUGUUCCAGAGUUGCCACCCUCUCCAGCUACAGAGCAUCAGUCAGCAGUCAGCCAUCGUGGAGCUCCAGACCACCUACCCGGAGCCCAGACCAGCUACCACAGAUGGGUCCCAGCCUGCCCCUUCCCCCAGGGUUCCUGCUGAUUACUACAACGCUAACCCGUUCUUCCCUCAGGUUCCAGUCUGCCACAGAGUAUGGGGCUGAGCCUACCCCUGUUAGGUCAGACUCAGCGCCUUCCACUCAGGAGGGGCAGCAUUCUCUACCUACCCUGGCAGCCCAGCUAGACCUGAGCCUGAAGGUACAAGCUGGCCCUGUCUUCAGGUCACCACCUCCUGCAACAGAGAGCCAUCGUGUUGUAGCCACAGGGCCACAGACCGCCGUUGAUGCAGAUCAUCAGCCAGCACCUCCUUCUCUGCCACCAGCCACAGCCCAGGGAUCCUUAGCCCCUGUCUCAGUGUCUCUUCCACCAGCUGUAGCCCAGGGGCCACUACCUGGCUCUAAGCUAAGAGUCAUCCCUAUUCCAGUUAGGGGGGCUUCAGAAGCCAACAACAAGCCCCCACCUGCUCCUGAUGAGGAGCCCAGCUCAUCUCCAGCCACGGUCCCUCCAAAGUUGCUAGGACUACAGUACUACAGUAAGUCUUACAGGUCCUCUUACAGAUUGUAUAUCACCAUAGUAUGUUAUACCGAGUGACCAACUGAAAGGGAACGUACAGUUCUGAAUAUAACUACUGUUCCCUAAAGGAGGGAAUGAGGUAUAACAUAUUUUGACCCCGUGCCGUCAGGGGGUUUGGGCUUGCUGAAGAGCGGUACUGAAUUGAGGAAAUAAAUGCGAGCGUCUGUAUUAUAGCCAGGAAGGUGGGGCUUCCGAGGGCAGUCUCGGCAUCAAUUGGCCCAUUGAAAGGGAUUUCAGUUUUCUUCAUGUGAAUAUGAUUGGUCGUUGACUCCCCAUAGUAUUUUUUGCCUCAUUCCCUCCUUCGGGGAACAGUAGUUAUAUUCAUAACUGUACAUUCCCUCUCCUAAUAUGUUAAUUCCUCAGGUUUGCUCCUCUUCGUACUAGGUAAGUACUACAUAAACAGUACAGUUUACCUCAGCAGUGGAAAAAGCCUAAUGCCAACCAGAUAAAGAAUGUGACGAGACACAUACAUUUAAGAAUAGUCAUUACCAAACUAAUGGAAACGGAUGUCUCUCUCAGUAUUUCACGCAGGAGAACAUGUAUGUGCUGUAUUUGAAUUUAGAAAGGAAAAGAACAGUACACACACACAGUCUGCUCUAUUCUGGAACUGAAUGUCUGAAUUUAGUCCUCCAUUGGCAUUCAUCCCAUAAACAGGCGCUGUCAGAAUGGGCCAGCUUGAAUGGGCCAGCUUGAAUGGGCCAGCUUGAAUGGGCCAGCUUGAAUGGGCCAGCUUAAAUGGGCCAGCUAGAGGAGACUGCGAAAUGAACUCCUCUCGAGAAAUACUCUUAUUCCAGCCAUUUGUUGUUGGAAAGAGAUGCAUAUUAGAUUAUUACAGUAUGGGGAUGGGAUAUAAUCUUGUCCUGCAUUGCUUCUAGACAUCUGUAUAUAUGUGCACAGGCUCACAGGAAAGAGAUACAUCUACAUACAGCUGAAGUCGGGUGUUGACAUACACUUAGGUUGGAGUCAUUAAAACUCAUUUUUCAACCACUCCACAAAUUUCUUGUUAACAAACUAUAGGUUUGGCAAGUCGGUUAGGACAUCUACUUGGUGCAUGACUCAAGUAAUUUUUCCAACAAUUGUUUACAGACAGAUUACUUCACUUAUAACUCACUGUAUCACAAUUCCAGUGGGUCAGAAGUUUACAUGCACUAAGUUGACUGUACCUUUAAAAAAAACGUUGUCAUGGCUUCAGAAGCUUAUGAUAGGCUAAUUGACAUCAUUUUAAUCAUUUGGAGCUGUACCUGUGGAUGUAUUUCAAGGCCUACCUUCAAACUCAGUGCCUCUUUGCUUGACAUCACGGGAAAAUCAAACGAAAUCAGCCAAGACCUCAGAAAAAAAAUUGUAGACCUCCACAAGUCUGGUUCAUCCUUGGGAGCAAUUUCCAAACACCUGAAGGUACCACGUUCAUCUGUACAAACAAUAAUACGCAAGUAUAAACAGCAUGGGACCACGCAGCCGUCAUAUCCCUCAGGAAGGAGACGCGUUCUGUCUCCUAGAGAUGAACGUACUUUGGUGCGAAAAGUGCAAAACAAUCCCAGAACAACAGCAAAGGACCUUGUGAAGAUGCUGGAGGAAACAGGUACUAAAGUAUCUACAUCCACAGUAAAAUGAGGCCUAUAUCGACAUAACCUGAAUGGCCGCUCAGCAAGGAACAAGCCACUGCUCCAAAACCGCCAUAAAAAGCCAGACUACGGUUUGUAACUGCACAUGGGGACAAAGAUCGUACUUUUUGGAGAAAUGUCCUCUGGUCUGAUGAAACAAAAAUAGAAGUGUUUGGCCAUAAUGACCAUCGUUAUGUUUGGAGGAAAAAGGGGGAGACUUGCAAGCCGAAGAACACCAUCCCAACCGUGAAGCACGGGGGUGGCAACAUCAUGUUGUGGGGGUGCUUUGCUGCAGGAGGGACUGGUGCACUUCACAAAAUAGAUGGCAUUAUGAGGACGGAAAAUUAUGUGGAUGUAUUGAAGCAACAUCUCAAGACGUCAGUCAGGAAGUUAAAGCUUGGUCGCAAAUGGGUCUUCCAAAUGGACAAUGACCCCAAGCAUACGCCCAAAGUUGUGGCAAAAUGGCUUAAUUACAACAAAGUCAAGUUAUUGGAGUGGCCAUCACAAAGCCCUGACCUCAAGCCUAUAGAAAAUUUAUGGGCAGAACUAAAAAAGUGUGUGCGAGCAAGGAGGCCUACAAACCUGACUCAGUUACACCAGCUCUGUCAGGAGGAAUGGGCCAUGGGAAGCUUGUGGAAGGCUACCCGAAAUGUUUGAUCAAAGUUAAACAAUUUAAAGGCAAUGCUACCAAAUACUAAUUGAAUGUAUGUAAACUUCUGACCCACUGGGAAUGUGAUGAAAGAAAUAAAAGCUGAAAUAAAUAAUUCUCUCUACUAUUAUUAUGACAUUUCACAUUCUUCAAAUAAAGUGGUGAUCCUAACUGACCUAAGACAAUGAAUUUUUACUCUGAUUAAAUGUCAGGAAAAACUGAGUUUAAAUAUAUUUGGCUAAGGUGUAUGUCAACUCCCGACUUCAACUGUACAUGUUUCUAGUCUGAUUGAAAUUAUAUUAGUAAUAACAGUAGCAGCAGACAGGGGUUUCAGACAAGUGACAGAACAUGUAUUUACAGCAUGUUGGAGCUCUGCUAUGUUGCUAUGUUCUUCAAAGGCAGUUCAGGCUCUCUAGAUUCCCUUGACUUAUUCCCCUGACUAAGAUGCCUGUGGUGGGUUGAUAGAUAGGCAGAGAGAGAUAGUCACUGCAGGCAUGUGUUGAGGAGCAUGAUGAAAGUGAACAUGUUUCCUCCUGAGAGAGCGAGAGAGAGAGAGAGAAAGAGAGAGAGCAGUGUUUCAGGCCACUGUCUCAAGACUCUGUCUAUGUCCAGGACCACUGGGUGUGGCCUCAGUGGAAACUCCCAGCAGCAGCCAUCAUGGUUCUCCUGCUCAUGUCUGUGACUGUGCUGCAUCUGCUCACUCUGGCCAUGCUGUUCAUCGCUACCAUGGAGAAGUCCUGGUGGGUCUGGACCGAUGCUGAGAUCACAGAUCUCUGGUAUAACUGCGUUCAUGACAACGUAACGGGAAACUGGCUGUGUGCUGCCUCUAAUGAAAAUGACUGGUUGCAGGUUGUCCAAGCCCUGAUGGUCCUCUCUGUGGUCUCCUCCUCUAUCUCCUUCCUGGUCUUCCUGGGUCAGCUCUUCACCAUGUCUAAAGUCGGGCUCUUCUAUUUCACAGGCCUUUGUCAGGUCUUCGCAGGUUUCACAUCAUUUGCUGCCUCGCUCAUCUUCACGUUCCACCGUAAGGAGAUCCUGGAGGACUCUAGAGACCUGAGCAUGGGUCACUUUGGCUACUGCUUCAUCCUGGCAUGGUCCUGUGUACCCCUCCUGCUCUUCAGUGGAGUUCUAUAUGUCCACCUGCGCAAGAGGCAGUGAGCCAAGACAGACGUGAGGGCGAUAAGCAGCAUCAUUCAGUAUUACUUGGUACUGUUAUCCUGUUAUCACUCGACUGUGGUGAACAACAACAGAGACACAAUGUGCGAUGAAAGAGAGUUACAUACACUACAUGACCAAAAGUAUAUGGACACCUGCUCAUUGAACAUCUCAUUCCAAAAUCGUGGGCAUUAAUAUGGAGUUGGUCCCCCCUUUGCUGCUAUAACAGCCUCCACUCUUCUGGGAAGGCUUUCCACUAGAUGUUGGAACAUUGGUGUGGGGACUUGCUUCCAUUCAGCGACAAGAGCAUUAGUGAGGUCGUGCACUGAUGUUGGGCGAUUAUGCCUGGCUCACAGUCAGCGCUCCAAUUCAUCGCAAAGGAGUUUGAUGGGGUUGAGGUCAGGGCUCUGUGCAGGCCAGUCAAGUUCUUCCACACCGAUCUCGACAAACCAUUUCUGUAUGGACCUCGCUUUGUGCACGGGGGCAUUGUCAUGCUGAAACAGGAAAGAGCCUUCCCCAAACUGUAGCCACAAAGUUGGAAGAACAGAAUCGUUUAGAAAGUUAUUGUAUGCUGUUGUGUUAAGAUUUCCCUUCACUGGAUCUAAGGGGCCCGAACCAUGAAAAACAGCCCCAGACCAUUAUUCCCCCUCCACCAAACUUUACAGUUGGCACUAUGUAUUCGGACAGGUAGUGUUCUCCUGGCAUACACCAAACCCAGAUUAGUCCGUCUGACUGCCAAAUGGUGAAGAGUGAUUCAUCACUCCAGAGAAGGCGUUUCCACUGCUCCAGAGUCCAAUGGUGGAAAGCUUCACACCACUCCAGCCGACGCUUGGCAUUGCGCAUGAUGAUUUUAGGCUUGUGUGCGACUGCUCCUCCAGGGAAACCCAUUUCAUGAAGCUCCAGACUAACAGUUAUUGUGCUGACAUUGCUUCCAGAAGCAGUUUGGAACUCAGUAGUGAGUGUUGCAACUGAGGAUAGACAAUUUUGAUGCGCUGCAACCCUCAGCACUCGGUGGUCCCGUUCUGUCAGCUGGUGUGGCCUACCACUUUGCGGCUGAGCCAAUGUUGCUCCUAGACGUUCCACUUCACAAUAACAGCACUUACAGUUGACUAAAGUAGUGCACUAUAUUGAGGUUAGGAUAUGAUUUGGGAUGCAUCCUAGGUCAGUGUUUACCUGAUCACUCAUCAUUUACAUAGCAGUGCAGUGCAGAAAUUUGACACAUUGACUUGUUGGAAAGUUAGCAUCUUGUGACCGUGCCGCAAGUGCUGUCAUUAAGACCAUUCUUCUGCCAAUGUUUGUCUAUGGAGAUUGCAUGGCUGUGUGCUACAUUUUAUACACCUGUCAGCAACGGGUGUGGCUGAAAUAGCCAUAUCCACUCAUUUGAAAGGGUGUCCACAUACUUUUGUAUAUAUAGUGUAUGUAUUGUGUGCAUACUAUUACUGUAUCUGUGAAACACACUUUUUUUCAUUUAAUCUAUCAAUUGUGUCACUUCAUUUUAUCGAACGUUUUUUGACCGUAGGCAAUAUUGCUGCAGCUUGGUUUAAUUCUGUCGUUUCUGUGAUGAAGUAUUUGACUGCAUAAAA